Molecule: messenger RNA, 1317 nt
Organism: Funneliformis geosporum
Lineage: Eukaryota; Fungi; Glomeromycota; Glomeromycetes; Glomerales; Glomeraceae
Source: the annotation of a GenBank genome assembly
AUGAACCCAGUUAUUACGAUAUUACGAGGCAUCUCUUUAGAAAACGAUUUAAGAAGAUUACUAGAAGAAGAAAUCUUUUUUGAUACAAUCAUAAAGUGUUCUGAUAAUAACACUUUAGGAGCCAAUAAAAUUAUCUUGGCAGUUCGUUCUAAUGUAUUCUAUGACAUCAUUACCAAUCAAAUCAAUAACCAAACAUUUACUAAUUUAGAAUUUAAUAACAUUAAUUCAACGGCGAUGAGAAUUGUUUUAGAAUAUUUAUACACGUCAACAAUACUUGAAGGGAUUUUAGAUAAUGUUGAAAACCUUAUUGAGUUAUUUUACGCGGCAAAUUAUUUCGAAUUAACUGCGUUACGAACGAAAAUUUGUGACGCCACCAAAGUCCUUAUAGAAUUCAAUGAUGAAGGAUUGGCCAAAAAACUUUUAUCACAAUUUGUUGUAAAAUUUCCAUCUUUGGAAACCCAGAAUGAAAUGUCUCAAUUAUUAAUCGAAUCGGUAGCAAAAAUUCAUUUAGAUCCUUACCUAGAAUAUGAUCCUUUAUCAUUAAUGGGACUGAGAUAUCUAUUAUGCAAAACUUUAAGUGCCGAAAUACCUUUUGCUACUCAUGAGAUCGAUUUAUUUAGAUAUGUUACAACUAAGGGUGAUCCAUCAAAGAAUGACGACAAGAAUUCUCUUUUGUUAUCAUUAAUUCCCUAUAUCGAUUUACGGAGAAUUGAACCGGAUACAGUUUUAAAGCAUAUUGAACCAUUAAAUUUAUUUCCACAGGAUAGGAUUAAUGAUAGAUACCGACUCAUGGCACAAGAAUAUGAAAUAAACCUAAGAUCUAUUCGUGGGAUUCCAAUAUUUAGAUGGAAGGGAAUGAAUAUUACAAAGGAUGGAUUUACUUUAGAAGCUCGUAAGGAUUUUGAAAAGUAUGCGCACGCGACGACAAAUUUGAACAUUAAAGGUAAAGGAAUAUAUAAAUGGAGUUUUUCAAUUGAAACUUUAAAUAAGACAUGUUAUAUAGGAAUAUGUGAAAAUGUUCAAUUACGUGAAACCGAUGAUUACUGUGGUAUGGUUCUUGGAUCCAAUGGUUAUGUUUAUCAUGAAAAAACUUCUAAAUGGUAUAACGCAAAAUUUAAAGAAAAUGAUGUCGUUACCGUUAAUUUAAAUAUGACUGAGAAAACCUGCGAAUUUUUAAUUAAUGGCUCAACUACCGGUGUUAUUGCCGAAUGGAGAAUUCCUCCUGUAGUUUAUCCAUGUGUCUCGUUAAAAAAAGGCACCAAGGAAUUGCUUACCACUUCUGAAAAUACGGUAUCUCCAAGUUCAAAUUCGUCAUAA